CUCCAAACCACAACUCUCGACCUCCAUAAUACUCACUCCUCCGAUCCCUAAUUCCUAUCUACUAUCGAAGAUCAACACGGCCUUGCUGGAAAUUAGCAAAAAUGGCUGGAGAUCCGAGAGCGCUGCUCCGACAGGCAGAAAGCAGCCUGCAGAAGGCUUCGGGCGGAUUCAGCCUUUUCGGUGGCCGUCAAGAGAAAUAUGAGGCAGCAGCAGACCAGUUCAUUGCCGCUGCAAAUGCGUUCCGAAUGCAGAAGAUGGGCAAAGAGGCCGGCGAAGCUUUCGAGCGAGCAGCAGCAGUGCAACGACAGCAGUUGAACGAGCCGGACGAUGAAGCGAACACCCUAACAGAAGCCUUCAAGGCGUACCGAAAGGACGACCCAGAAGCCGCAGCGCGAUGUCUGGACAAAGCCAUCGCGCACUACUGCAGCAAAGGCAACUUCCGCCGCGCAGCAACGCACAAGCAGAACCUCGGCGAGCUGUUCGAGGUCGAGCUUGGCGACAACGGCCGGGCGGCCGCUGCGUACGAGGAGGCUGCUGGAUGGUAUGAGAGCGAUAACGCCGAAGCCCUGGCCAACAAACUCUGGCUCAAAACCGCCGACCUCAUCGCUCUCGAAGGCAAAGACUACUACAAAGCCAUCGAGCUCUACGAGAAAGUAUCAAAGUCAUCCAUCAACAACAACCUCAUGCGUUGGUCCGUUAAAGAGUACUUGCUCAAAGCGGGCAUCUGCCAGCUGUGCACCGGCGACCAGGUCGGCGUCAAUACCGCCCUGGACCGCUACCGCGAUUUGGAUCCGAGCUUUACCCAGCAGCGCGAGCACCAGUUGUUGACGGAUCUGGCACAAGCGGUGCAGGACGGUGAUCAGGAGGUGUUCUCGGAGAAGUUGUUCCAGUACGAUCAGUUGAGUAAGCUGGACAAGUGGAAGACGACGUUGCUGCUGCGGGUCAAGAGCACGAUUGAGAAACAGGAAGAGGAUUUCUCUUAGUUCCGCCUUGGAGGUUGUGGAUCUGCAACGGUGCUAUGAUGAUGUCGGACGUUGGCAUAUAGUUGACACCACUAUCCGUGGAUAGGCGUUAGUGCAGGUAGACUUCAAUCACUGGGUUCAUGAUGUACGAG
Molecule: messenger RNA, 1114 nt
Organism: Trematosphaeria pertusa
Lineage: Eukaryota; Fungi; Ascomycota; Dothideomycetes; Pleosporales; Trematosphaeriaceae
Product: alpha-soluble NSF attachment protein
Exons: 8
Coding region: 102-983 (293 amino acids)
Biological process (GO): SNARE complex disassembly; intracellular protein transport
Cellular component (GO): vacuolar membrane; SNARE complex
Molecular function (GO): soluble NSF attachment protein activity; syntaxin binding
Source: RefSeq, a predicted model, not a curated record